Molecule: messenger RNA, 1371 nt
Organism: Paramecium sonneborni
Lineage: Eukaryota; Ciliophora; Oligohymenophorea; Peniculida; Parameciidae
Source: the annotation of a GenBank genome assembly
AUGCUAAAUUAAUAAUAAAAAAUAAGAAGAACCAUUGAAAAUAAUCAGAAUUUUAUAUAGUAAAACUAAAGUCAAAAAUUACAAAUUAAAACUCUAUAAGACAAUUAUUUUAAAAUUUGUUUAAGUACUAAACUAGAAUAAUUGAAACUAGAAUCACUAAUCACUUUUACAUUAGAAAAUUUUGCUCUUUAUUGCAAAUAGAUUAGAAGAAAGCUAACAAUGCAAAAAAUUUAAGUAGCUUCUGCAUUUAAACUUGAUAUAAAGAAUGAUUCAAUUACACUAUAAACUAUGGAACAUCCAAUUAUAGCAUCCCCUCAUUAGAAUUUAAUUUUAAAUCCUUAGUUUAUAAAUCAAAUGUAUUUAUUUGAAAAUUUAACAUAUGAAUCGGAUACUUAUUUAGAUAGUUUAUUUUUUGAUGAAUUAUUACUAACAUUAUUAUUUUGGUAAAUACUUGUAAAUUUAAGAAAAUUAUCUGAUUUAGAUUUUUAUGACAUUUAUAUUUAUCCUAAUCGAUGUAAUUUUUACAUUAUCAAGAAUGAUAUUACACCUUUUUUCUAAACUGAAUAAUUGAAAAUGAUGAACAUUUUAUUAAAUUCCUAAACUAUCUAAUUAAAAAAAGAUGAUUUGGAAAUUAAUUAAGAAUAUUAGAUUUAAUUAUUUGAUAUUCAUCCUCCCGAUAAGAUUGUAAGUAGAGGAACCAUAAUUCCUAUAAUAAAUAUAAAUUAAUAAGAAUAAUAAAGUAUUGAAUAAGAUUAGGAAAUCCUCAAAUAUUUAAAUUUUGAUUAGAUUACUAUAACAUCGAAACCAUAUUAUUUAAUAUUCAGUACUUUAUGUGAGCAAGACUAGAAAGAUGAAUUUAAGCACAUAAUUGAUUUUAGUAAUUCAGAAUAUCCAAAAUGUAAAAAAUGUAAUCUGAUUAUAUAUCCUGAUGAUUUUGAUACAUUGUAUACGAAAAAAGGUUUAUUAGAUAUUUGGGAGAAAGGUUAAAUUUGUCUAAAAUAGCAAGCAUAAUUUGUGAGUCCAUUGUUUUUUCUACUGGGAAAAUAAAAUUUUAAAUUAAAAAUGGACAAAGAUAAAGAAAAUUUGUUUGCAUAGUUUUAUUAUAAAAAUGAAGAAGGUAGGGAAAAAAUAAAUGAAAAAGCGUAAUCAGAUUUGAAUUAGUAUGAAAAUACAAAAGAUAAAAAAGAAUUGUAAUUGUUAUUUAAAAAACUUAUAGCAAAGCAGCCAUAAUUAAAUUCAAAUCUAGAAUAAAAGUUACAUUAUUAAGUAACUGAAAGUUUAGAAGGAGAUGAUGAAGAUUAUAAUAAUGAUGAAGGAUUUAGGAAUACAUAGAAUAAAUAAAGUUUUAUUUAUUAAACCAAAUUUAAUUGA